Messenger RNA from Emys orbicularis (European pond turtle), 2805 nucleotides. It is a transcript of the gene KCNQ5, whose product is annotated as potassium voltage-gated channel subfamily Q member 5. Bases 1 to 2805 code for a protein of 934 amino acids. Gene Ontology annotation, cellular component: membrane; voltage-gated potassium channel complex. Gene Ontology annotation, biological process: potassium ion transmembrane transport. Gene Ontology annotation, molecular function: voltage-gated potassium channel activity. NCBI's taxonomy places the organism in Eukaryota, Metazoa, Chordata, Testudines, Emydidae. The transcript is spliced from 15 exons. The record is from RefSeq and is a predicted model, not a curated record.
AUGCCCCGCAAGCACAGCGGAGGAGACGAGGGCAGCUCCGCCGGGCUCUGGAUGAAGAGCAGCCGCGCGGGCAGCGGCAUGAAGGAUGUGGAGUCCGGCCGCAGCAGGGUGCUCAUGAGCUCGGCCCCCAGAGGGGACGGCUUGCUCCUGCUGGGCACCGGCAGCGCCAUCGGCCGAGGCGGCUCGCGGGAGACCCGGCGGGGGAAGCAAGGGGGAGCCCGGAUGAGUCUGCUGGGGAAGCCGCUGUCGUACAACAGCAGCCAGAGCUGCCGGAGGAACGUCAAGUACCGGAGGCUGCAAAACUAUCUGUACAACGUACUGGAGAGACCCCGCAGCUGGGCGUUCAUCUACCACGCGUUCGUUUUUCUUCUUGUAUUUGGUUGCUUGAUUUUGUCAGUGUUUUCUACCAUUCCUGAGCACGCAAAACUUGCCUCUCGUUGCCUCUUCAUUCUGGAGUUUGUCAUGAUUGUUGUGUUUGGUUUCGAAUAUAUCAUUCGCAUCUGGUCAGCUGGCUGCUGUUGUCGCUACCGAGGAUGGCAAGGAAGAUUGCGAUUUGCGAGGAAACCAUUCUGUGUAAUAGACACCAUUGUUCUCAUCGCUUCAAUAGCAGUUGUUUCUGCAAAAACUCAGGGUAACAUUUUUGCAACAUCAGCACUGAGAAGUCUUCGUUUCCUACAGAUCCUUCGUAUGGUGCGCAUGGACCGAAGAGGAGGGACUUGGAAAUUAUUAGGUUCAGUAGUUUAUGCACAUAGCAAGGAAUUAAUCACAGCCUGGUACAUAGGAUUUUUAGUACUUAUCUUUUCCUCUUUCCUUGUCUAUCUGGUGGAAAAAGAUGCAAAUACCCAGUUUUCUACGUAUGCAGAUGCUCUCUGGUGGGGCACAAUCACAUUGACAACAAUUGGCUAUGGAGACAAAACUCCUCUUACUUGGCUUGGAAGGCUGCUUUCUGCUGGGUUUGCUUUACUUGGAAUUUCUUUCUUUGCACUACCUGCUGGCAUUCUUGGCUCAGGCUUUGCAUUAAAAGUGCAAGAACAGCACCGUCAGAAACAUUUUGAGAAAAGAAGGAAUCCAGCUGCCAGUUUAAUUCAGUGUGUAUGGCGUAGUUAUGCGGCUGAUGAGAAAUCGGUUUCCAUUGCUACCUGGAAGCCUCAUUUGAAGGCCUUGCAUACCUGCAGCCCUACAAAGAAAGAACAAGGGGAAACUUCUAACAGUAAGCUUUGUAGUAAUAAACAGAAGCUCUUCAGGAUGUACAGCUCUCGGAAACAUAGCCAGAAGUUAAGUUUUAAAGAGCGGGUACGGAUGGCUAGCCCAAGAGGGCAGAGUAUUAAGAACAGGCAGGCAUCAGUUGGAGAUCGACGGUCACCAGGUACUGACGUUACUGCAGAGAGCAGCCCAACCAAAGUGCAAAAGAGCUGGAGCUUCAAUGACCGAACUCGUUUCAGACCUUCACUGCGUCUGAAGAGUUCUCAGCCAAAACCAGUGGCAGAUGCUGACACCACUCUUGGAACAGACGAUGUUUAUGAUGAGAGAGGAUGCCAAUGUGAUGUAUCAGUAGAAGAUCUCACGCCAGCACUUAAAACCAUCAUUAGAGCUAUCAGAAUCAUGAAAUUUCAUGUUGCAAAGAGAAAGUUUAAAGAGACAUUACGUCCAUAUGAUGUAAAAGAUGUAAUUGAACAGUAUUCAGCUGGUCACCUUGAUAUGUUGUGCAGAAUAAAAAGUCUUCAGUCCCGUGUUGACCAGAUUCUUGGAAAAGGACAAAUCACAACAGAUAAGAAAAGUCGAGAAAAGAAUACUGCAGAGAAUGAGACAACUGAUGACCUUAGUAUGUUAGGGCGUGUAGUCAAGGUGGAGAAGCAGGUACAAUCCAUAGAGUCAAAACUGGACAGCCUGUUAGAUAUUUAUCAACAGGUCUUAAGGAAAGGAUCUGCAUCAGCGCUCACUUUGGCUUCAUUUCAAAUGCCAUCUUUUGAAUGUGACCAGACCUCUGAUUAUCAAAGUCCUGUAGACAGCAAAGAUUUAUCUAGUUCUGCACAAACUAGUGGAUGUGUAUCCAGAUCAGCUAGUGCCAACAUGACUCGUGGCCUACAGCUUAUACUGACACCAAAUGAAUUUAGCACUCAGGCUUACUAUGCUUUUAGUCCAACUAUGCAUAGUCAAGCAACACAGGUGCCAAAUGAUGGACCUGCAACAGUAAUAACUAAUAAUACAUCAAACCAAAUAAACCAGGCAACUAAGCCAACAACACCAACAACGUUACAAAUACCACCUUUCUCCUCAGUCAAGCAUGCUAACUGGCCUGAGCCUCUUCAUAUUAUUCCUGCAACCACACAGGAAAAUAUUUCUGAUGUCACUGCUUGCCUUGUUGCUUUAAAGGAUAAUGGACAAGUUGCACAGUCCAAAGUGACAAAGGAUCUUUCCUGGAGAAAAAACCUUGAUACAGAAGGGGAACCCUUGGUCUCAGUUAAACCAGUAGUGCAAAUGGAUUUAGGAAAAUCUUUAUCUGUACAAAACCUUAUACAAUCAUCCGAAGAACUCAAUGUACAGAUUGCUGGGAAUGACUCCAGUGGCUCAAGAGGGAGCCAAGAAGUGUACUCCAAAUGGAGGGAGUCAAAAUUAUUUAUAACAGAUGAAGAGUUGGAAGCAGAGACAAAAACAGAGGCUUUUGAAAGCAUCUCUCGCUCAUUAGUGGAAACAGCUCUCUCUACUGACUCUCUAAGGACUGGAAUAUCAAGAUCAUCUCAAAGCAUUUGCAAGCCAGGGGACAGUACAGAUGCACUCAGCUUGCCUCAUGUCAAACUUAAAUAA